This is a messenger RNA of Diatraea saccharalis (sugarcane borer), 1612 nucleotides long. The record is from the annotation of a GenBank genome assembly. Lineage: Eukaryota; Metazoa; Arthropoda; Insecta; Lepidoptera; Crambidae.
AAACUUGCGAUGAAAUAUUAAUGUGCAUUUUGACAGUUACAUUAAAGUACGUGGCACGUGAAAUGGAACCUAGUCCCCAAAAAGAUGGCCUCUAUAUUGAAUGUUUUGUUGCGAAAAUCGUCAAAUUUUGGCCAAACAAAAGCGCUUUUACAAAAUUUGCCUGCAAUUUACAAUGUGAAUUCUCAACGCAACGGUCAUAGAUGGUUCCCCGACGAAGAGUAUGUGAAGCAGUUCGAUGGUGUUGUGGUGUUCCCUGAUGAAUUAACAUCACUGAUGAAGCAUCCUCCAUACAACAGUAUCAUAGCACCCGGUGAGAAGAAUGUUCGCAAUAUGAUCUUGAACUUUGGGCCACAACAUCCUGCUGCUCAUGGUGUAUUACGAUUGGUACUUGAGUUAGAUGGUGAAACGGUACGCGCCGCUGAUCCACACAUAGGCUUACUUCACCGGGGCACAGAAAAACUUAUAGAAUACAAGACUUACACUCAAGCAUUGCCGUAUUUCGACCGAUUAGACUACGUAUCUAUGAUGUGUAACGAGCAAUGCUAUAGCUUGGCUGUGGAGAAGCUACUAAACAUUGAUAUACCAUUGCGAGCUAAAUACAUUCGUACUCUGUUCGCCGAAAUAACACGUAUCCUCAAUCAUAUCAUGGCCGUCGGGACGCACGCUUUGGACGUUGGCGCGUUGACGCCAUUCUUCUGGCUGUUCGAAGAAAGAGAGAAGAUGAUGGAGUUCUACGAAAGAGUGAGCGGUGCGAGAAUGCACGCCGCUUACAUAAGACCCGGAGGCGUGUCCUUGGACAUGCCUCUAGGCUUAAUGGACGACAUAUACGAGUUCUCGUCCAAGUUUGCCGAGCGAUUGGACGAAGUGGAAGAUGUCCUCACGACCAAUAGGAUCUGGGUGCAGCGCACCAAAGAUAUCGGCAUUGUAUCAGCUCAGGACGCACUCAAUUACGGAUUUAGCGGUGUGAUGCUCCGGGGCUCCGGUAUCAAGUGGGAUCUCCGCAAGACGCAGCCCUACGACGCUUACCAUCUGGUCGACUUCGACGUACCGAUCGGUACAAAAGGGGACUGCUACGACAGAUAUUUGAUCCGCGUGGAGGAGAUGCGUCAGUCUCUACGUAUAAUCGACCAGUGCCUCAACCAAAUGCCGCCCGGUGAAGUGAAGACUGAUGACGCGAAACUGACACCACCCUCGCGCGAGGAGAUGAAGACGUCCAUGGAAGCACUGAUCCAUCACUUCAAGUUAUUCACUCAGGGUUACCAAGUGCCCCCGGGUGCCACGUACACGGCUAUAGAAGCGCCCAAAGGUGAAUUCGGCGUUUAUCUAGUGUCCGACGGUGGAUCCAAACCGUACAGAUGCAAGAUAAAAGCGCCCGGCUUCGCUCAUCUGGCGGCUUUAGAGAAAAUCGGCAGGAACUCUAUGUUGGCCGACAUAGUAGCCAUCAUAGGAACAUUAGACGUCGUCUUCGGAGAGAUCGAUCGAUGAACGCGAUCGUUGAUUAGAUAAAAUGGAUUAUUUUUGUGUUGUCAUAAAAAUUUUACUUGUCAUAAGUACUGUCAUAAAACUAUAAUCUGAUAUUGUAUUAUAUAAUGAAAUCCCGUUAUUAUAAAAU